Molecule: messenger RNA, 1950 nt
Organism: Cydia amplana
Lineage: Eukaryota; Metazoa; Arthropoda; Insecta; Lepidoptera; Tortricidae
Gene: Ero1L
Product: ero1-like protein
Exons: 2
Coding region: 199-1746 (515 amino acids)
Biological process (GO): protein folding in endoplasmic reticulum
Cellular component (GO): endoplasmic reticulum; endoplasmic reticulum membrane
Molecular function (GO): FAD binding; protein-disulfide reductase activity; thiol oxidase activity
Source: RefSeq, a predicted model, not a curated record
AAUCAAACUUGCGUUGAGAUGUGUGACGGCUCACUGCUCGUCUCUACUCUACAUAGUCGUAUUAUUCGGUUUAAAAAUUCACUUUCUCUUUUUGUGUUAUGUGACUCUCAAAAAGUUCCCUUAAUAUGUUGUGAGCAGUCUUAUUGGAUUCUAAUUAUUGUUUCGUGAGACCUUUCAUGUCAUAGAAAGAAAUCUGAAAUGGCAUAUAAAAAUUGUUGUGUAGUGUUUAUAAUUUUCGCUUUAGCGAUAGUCCAAGUGGUUGGUUACGACACGGAACUGUACGAUUCGACGCCCUGCGACAGCAAUGUGUGCUUCGAAGAGCUCCACGGGGCCCUGGGCGACUGUUCUUGUAAUGUAGACACGAUAGACUACUUUAAUAACGUCAAAAUAUUUCCCCGCAUACAGAGCUUGGUACGCAAGGACUAUUUUCGCUUCUACAAGGUAAAUUUGAAGAAAGAAUGCCCUUUUUGGGCAGACGACAGCCGAUGUGCCAUGAAGUACUGUCAUAUCAAAACUUGUACAAAGGAAAGUGUACCUGGGUACGAAAACGGGUAUGAAAAUGAGAUCUUAGAUGAAACACCAGCUAGCAAAUACUCUAAAGAGGCUCAAUCUAACUGCAACUCUGAUUCUGAUCAUGACCCGGACCUGGGUUACUUGAAUAUGACUAUUAGUGCAGCCAGUCAGUAUGAAAUAGCAAAGUGGAAAGCCCAUGACGAUGCUCUUGAGAACUUCUGUGAAUGCGACGACAAAGAUGCCGAGGCGGAGUAUGUGGACUUGUCUCUGAAUCCUGAACGAUACACAGGAUACAAGGGCCCCUCAGCACACAGAAUUUGGAGGAGCAUAUAUCAGGAAAAUUGCUUCCGCCCUAAGGCUAAUCCUUAUGAAUCAUUCCCAUAUGUUUUGAGUACAGAUUUGAGUAAUAUGUGCUUAGAGGAAAGGGUGUUUUAUAGAGCAGUUUCAGGCAUGCAUACCAGCAUUAACAUUCAUUUGUGCUCCAAGUACCUCCUGGCUGAAAAAGCAGUUAGUUUUGUUGCUUCCCCGGAAGGUGAAUGGGGACCGAACCUUGAAGAAUUCCAGCGUCGCUUUGAUCCCUCGCAGACACUAGGCGAAAGUCCUAAUUGGCUGAAAAAUCUAUAUUUUGUUUAUUUAUUAGAAAUGAGAGCUUUAGCUAAAGCGGGUCCGUACUUAGAAAGAGAAGAAUAUUAUACAGGCAAUCCCACGGAAGACGAGGAGACUAGAGAAGCUAUAAGUAAUAUGCUCGGUGUAAUCUACAGCUUCCCGGACCAUUUCAACGAGUCUUCAAUGUUCAACGGAGGCAGCCAGGCUGCUAAACUGAAAGUCGAAUUCCGCGAGCACUUCCGUAACAUAUCAAGGAUCAUGGAUUGUGUGGGGUGUGAUAAAUGUAAGCUGUGGGGGAAGUUACAGACCCAGGGGCUCGGCACAGCCUUGAAGAUCCUAUUCUCAGGCAAAUGGGAUGGUCCGGAAGAUGACCCGGAGCAGGGCAGGUUGCCGCUGCGGCAUAAAGCUCAUGAAAGGUUGCAGAGAACAGAGAUUGUGGCAUUAUUCAAUGCCUUUGCCAGACUUUCUAACAGUAUUAGAGAAUUGGAAAACUUCCGGAACAUGCUCAGCUCGCAUAAAGAGACACCGAAGCAAAAUAUAUUUGGCGGCGCUAGAGAUUCCAGUGACAAGAGUAAGGUGAAGGAACAUUGCGUUUCCAGCGGGGCGAAGCCGCAAAUUUGGAGCUAAAUAGAAUGUCAAUUUCUUGUGUAAAUGUACAUAGAUUACGAUUUUUUUGUAAUAUUGGCGUAAGAAAAGUGAGUCAUGAUCUCAUGAUGUACGGGUAAUUGAUAAUGUACCUACGCGCAGGUUUAAAUACCAGUCUACAGAUAAGAUUUCUUAAUACGAUAGUGAUUUGAAGUACAAUUUAUGUUAAGUGACUUAUUUCUCAAA